UUUAGGUAGACAUUGCUAGUGAGGAAGAACUUGCUGUCUGCUGGGUCAUCAGGCAAAAGGAUUUCAGCCCACUUCCCCUUCCUUUCUGCCCUCCCCUGGGGAAGACAGGCCUACCCCUCCCACGGAGGACAGGCUGUGCCGAGGAGUUAAAACGCCUUGACCGGGUUGGGACCUGUUUUCUCUCUUCUGGGACCAGCUCACUGGGAUUUCGCAGGCAGGUAGACUGGCCGGGCCAGGCGCAGGUGGCGCGCUGACGGUGGGAAAGGUGUGCAGUGACAGAUGACCCAAAAUGGGCGCAACUGGGAGGCCAGAGCCCAAAAUGAGGACGCCCUCCUGGUCCUGGCUGCUCUGCCGAGUGUCCAUCGCGCUGCCACUUCUUGUCCGAGCAGAUACUUGCAAGGAUAGGGAUAUGCAUCAUGAGGCAAUAUCAGCAGACCAGCCCUUUGCCUUCAAUUGUACAAACCCUCCACUCACAUAUGGGGAAGUAAAUGUAGUGUGGUAUGAUGCUGCUAGCAAAGCUCCCAUUUCCAAAGACAAUCAGUCUAGAAUUCACCAGGAACACACCUGGAUUUUGAUUCUUCCCCUGAAACUGGAAGACUCAGGCAUCUACCUAUGUGUUAUAAAGAAUGCCAACAACUGUGUCAGAAUAUGGAUGAACCUAACUGUUUUUGAAAAACAUUGGUGUGACAAUUCCAGAAGGAGUCUACCCAACUUAUCAGAUGACUACCAACAAAUAUUACGUACGGGACCCAGUGACAGUCUGACCUGUCAUCUGUACUUUCCAGAGACUUGUGUUUUGGGUCCAAUAAUGUGGUAUAAGGAUUGUAAAGAGAUCACAGAGACACGGUUUGUUCCUGUGGAAAUGAAGCUCGUUGUGUAUGAUGUCUCUGCAGAGGACAGCGGGAGCUAUGCGUGCGCAGCCGAGCUGACACAUGCCGGGAGAGCAUACAGGGUUCUGAACAGCAUCAACGUGAGCAUCGCAGGAAGAGUUGGAAAUGAAAGAAGAAUUCCUAAAAUAAUUUAUCCAAAAAACAAUUCCAUUGAAGUACAACUUGGCUCCACUCUCAUUGUGGACUGCAACAUAACAGACUCGAAGGACAACACCAACCUGCGCUGCUGGAGGGUCAACAGUACUUUGGUGGACACCUACUACAGUGAAUCCAAGCGCAUCAGAGAGGGAAUCGAAACCAAUGUUUCUUUUCCGGAACACAUUUUCUACACGGUAAACAUAACCUUCUUAGAAGUGAAAAUGGAAGAUUACGGACUUCCAUUCAUGUGUCACGCCGGAGUGUCCACAGCCUACUUCAUGCUAACGCUCCCAGCUCCAGAUUUCCGCGCUUACCUGAUAGGAGGGCUGAUUGCUUUGGCCGUUGUGGUCACAUCUGUUCUAUGCAUCUACAAUUAUUUUAAGAUCGACAUUGUACUUUGGUAUCGGAGUGCCUUCAGUUCCACCAAGGCCAUGGAAGACGGGAAGCUGUAUGAUGCAUACGUCUUGUACCCCAAGCCUCAAAAAGAAAGCCAGAGGCACGAUGUGGACACUCUAGUGUUGAAGCUGCUGCCCGAGGUGCUGGAGAGACAGUGCAGAUACAAGUUGUUCAUAUUCGGCAGGGAUGAAUUCCCCGGACAAGCUGUGGCCCAUGUCAUUGAUGAAAACAUUAAGCUGUGCAGGAGGCUGAUCCUCAUUAUAGUCCCCGAGUCGCCCAGCUUUGGUCUGCUAAAGAACAUGUCAGAAGAACAAAUUGCCGUCUACAACGCCCUCAUCCAGCUUGGGAUGAAGGUCAUCCUGAUUGAACUGGAGAAGAUUGAGGACUAUACCACCAUGCCAGAGUCGAUUCAGUACAUGAGACAGAAGCACGGGGCCAUCCAGUGGACGGGGGACCUCACAGAGUCAUCGCAGUGUGCCAAGACCAAGUUCUGGAAAAGAGUGAGAUACCACAUGCCGCCCAAAAGGUUCCCGCCUCCUCCAGUCCAGCGGCUGAAGCUCGUACCCUGCAAUUUCCCAGCCGGCAAAUGGAGACCAAGAUGGGGCUCAUCAGCUGCUGACUGAGAAUUGUCCCCUCUUGGUAUCUCGUGGCUGGCCAAGGAUGCAUUUCAUUUGGGCUGUCUGCCCCAAGGCUUGCUCUUUGCACUGCUUGGUUGGUUGGUCUUGAUCAGACUUAGUUUUUUAGGGAAAGAUAUCAGUUCUCCGGGGGCCCGUUAACGGGUCCUGGAGACUGGUGAGCUCUCACUGAGCAAGGGAUGCAUGUGGCAUGGCGGCCCCAGGGGAAUGAGACACAGAGGUCUGUCGAGUGGAUAUACAGAGUCUGAAAGCUUGACUGUGAGUUCUGAACUUGGAGCUGGGGUAGCCUAGGGAUGGCAGGAGGGGAGCCAGUGACUUGAGGAAGACUGGCCAGAAGCACACUUCGUUUCUGCCCACCCAGUGUCCCCAGGGCUCUGCUCCUCGGCAGUAUCUGAGGUGCUGGAGUCCCCCUUCCUCGCUCCUCCAGGGCAGGCAAACAGUGUCACCACAGUUUUGGCCUGGUGUCCCCGGAAGCUACUUUGCGGUCAGCUAGAACAGUGGGAGACCCCCAGGGGUACCUCUAUGAGUGUCCUGUGGUCACCCACCCAGGGGACCCUGUCCUUUGAAAGACUUUACCUGCCAAACCAAAAUAAGUGAGAUUUUUUUUUCUUUUUUUAAACCAGAGGAUGAACCCUGGGGGCAGUUAACCACUGAGCAACAUCUCCAGCCAGCCCCUAUUGUUUUUUAUUUUGAGACAGGGUCUUACUAAGUUGCU
Messenger RNA from Ictidomys tridecemlineatus (thirteen-lined ground squirrel), 2774 nucleotides. RefSeq names its product interleukin 1 receptor like 2 (gene Il36r). Lineage: Eukaryota; Metazoa; Chordata; Mammalia; Rodentia; Sciuridae. The record is from RefSeq and is a predicted model, not a curated record. Gene Ontology annotation, molecular function: interleukin-1, type I, activating receptor activity. Gene Ontology annotation, biological process: regulation of inflammatory response; signal transduction.